CGGGCGGUGCCGCGGGGCCAUGGCGGCGGCGCGGGGGUGGCUGAGGAAGGUGGCGGCUCUCGCUGCGGCUCUGCCCGGCGGGGGCGGCCCGGGACGAGCAGCGGCCCCGGGUCCUGCCGUGGAACCGGCCCCGGAGCCGGUCCAACAAGCGGCCGCCCCCGCCACAGCCGCGCUCUACGUGCACUGGCCCUACUGCCGCAAGCGCUGCUCCUACUGCAACUUCAACACGUACGUGGUGCGGGCGCUGGACGAGGCGGCCGUGCGCGCCUGCCUGGUGCGGGAGGCGCAGACCCUGCUCCGCCUCAGCCAGGUGCACAGGUGCGUGUCCGGGGUGCGCUCAGAAUGGGCACUGCUGCGCCCUUCCGUGCCCACCUGCAGCUCCCCACCCUCUGCCUGCAGCGUCUCCUCCGUGUUUUUCGGCGGGGGCACCCCCAGCCUGGCCAGCCCCGGCACGGUGGCGGCGGUGCUGGAGGCCGUGGCGGGGGCUGCCCACCUUGCUGCUGCCGCUGAGGUCACGCUGGAGGCCAACCCCAGCUCCGCCAGCACAUCGCGCCUUGCCGGCUUCAGGGCAGCCGGGGUGAACCGCCUCUCCAUCGGCGUCCAGUCGCUGGAUGACGCCGAGCUGAGGAUGCUGGGCCGGGAGCACACAGCGGCAGAGGCACGGCAGGCUGUGGAAGCGGCUCGGGGGCUCUUCCCCGGCCGAACCUCCAUGGACCUGCUGUUUGGGCUGCCGGGACAGAGCCGGGAUGCCUGGGCCCAGCGGCUGGAGGCAGCCCUGGAGCUCUGUGACGACCACAUCUCCCUGUACCAGCUGACGCUGGAGCGGGGCACGGCGCUGGCAGCACAGGUCCGGGGGGGAGCCCUGCCUGCACCCCCCCAGGACCUGCUGGCUGACAUGUACGAGACUGCCCGGAACGUGCUGGUGGCCACCGGCUUCCGCCACUAUGAGGUCUCCAAUUUUGCACGGAAGGGCGCCCUCAGCACCCACAACCUCUCCUACUGGCGGGCUGAUGAGUACAUCGGUGUGGGGCCAGGGGCGCACGGGCGCUUCGUGCUGCGGGGAGAGGGCGGCUGCAGCCGGGAAGCUCGUGUGCAGACCCUGGAGCCUGUGACCUGGAUGCGGGAGGUGCAGAGCCACGGACACGGCACCAGGAGCCGGGCGGUGCUAAAGCCUCUGGAGCAGCUGGAGGAGCUGCUCACCCUGGGAUUGCGCACAGAUGAAGGCAUCACACACGAGCGCUGGGGGCAUUUCUCGCCGCAGCUCAGCCUGCAGGAUGUAUUCGGGGAGCCGGGGGAGGCUCGGGCUCUGCAGCAGUCGGGCUGGCUCGUCCUGGACAGCGGCGGGCUGCGGUGCACCUGGGCCGGGCUGGCCGUGCUGGACUCGCUGCUGCCCGACCUGCUGUGGCAGCUGCAGCGGGCGCUGGGCGCCGCCCGGUGCCCUCCGAGGGACAAGGAGGGCCGGGACGCGGAGGCUGUAAGCGGCAACGAUGGACAAUGAAGCACGAGAGCAGA
This is a messenger RNA of Oenanthe melanoleuca, 1512 nucleotides long. It is a transcript of the gene RSAD1, whose product is annotated as radical S-adenosyl methionine domain containing 1. NCBI's taxonomy places the organism in Eukaryota, Metazoa, Chordata, Aves, Passeriformes, Muscicapidae. Gene Ontology annotation, cellular component: cytoplasm. Gene Ontology annotation, biological process: porphyrin-containing compound biosynthetic process. Bases 20 to 1498 code for a protein of 492 amino acids. Gene Ontology annotation, molecular function: coproporphyrinogen oxidase activity; 4 iron, 4 sulfur cluster binding. The record is from RefSeq and is a predicted model, not a curated record. The transcript is spliced from 8 exons.